This is a messenger RNA of Dicrocoelium dendriticum, 2016 nucleotides long. The record is from the annotation of a GenBank genome assembly. NCBI's taxonomy places the organism in Eukaryota, Metazoa, Platyhelminthes, Trematoda, Plagiorchiida, Dicrocoeliidae.
GGCAUGUAAAUGACAGCUAAAAACACACCAUCAGUACUUUUUGGAUUGCGACAAACUACACUCGAGGAAGGAUUUUUUGGAGGUAUUGUGUUUCUCUUUCAUGUUAUACUGAUAGCUCAUCGCGUUCGCGGUCAUGUGGAGACUACUUCCAGCUUAUCGACUAUGGAAGCCACUGGUAAACUUGUCUACACCUGCUUGAUGUCCCUUUAAAGCCACAUGCAUCAAUACUAGCCCAACACUCGAGGAGCUUUCAGUUUGCACCGAAGGUAGGGAGAAUCAUAUGGUCAGCCUUGAUGAACAGGGGGACGCUAACUGGAGAGGUGAACCACUGGAAAACCUACGUAUAUCGACUGGGAACCUCCCCCCAAUGACGCCCAGUACUGAUCACAAGAUAUUUUUCAAAUGUUCUAAAGGUUCUCCGAAAUUUCCUCUGGUACCUCAUCCAAGCAACUUGGUCGACAAAUGGUCUAGCGGCUUUGUCCGUUUGCCAUGCUCACCUGAGAGUCUCUAUCCUCUUUAUGAAAAUGGGCGAAAGACUAUUGUUUCACGUUGGGCUUUGAUUGAAAAUUGUCUGAGACAACGGGUCACUUCAACGACUGAAUUAAAAGAAGCGAUUCUGUCAUACAACUCAAGGUUCAGCAACCUGUGGAGCUUCAACGUUUUACACUCCAUAUGUCAACAAGCACUUCUUCCCGAUGGCGACGAACAGUACUUUUUCAAUCACACCUUGCCAGCGAUGUGUGCUCUUGCCCUCAACUUACCCGUUUUUCUCACUGAGCCCAUUCCUUUGAUGCAACGUGGUCGCGAUUGGUCUUUCACUUUCAGUCAACUUCAAAUCGCCAGUCUUUUGGCCAACGCGUUUUUCUGCACCUUUCCUCGUCGCAAUAGCCGCUCCCGUACUGCGGAGUUUGCUAACUAUCCAGACAUCAACUUUUGCAAUCUCCUAUCCACUUCAGCAACAGACUCAAAUUUCUCCGGGAGCUGUCGCAAAAUUGAAAAGGUUCGCUGUUUGCUUCAUUACUUCCAUCGCGUCACUCAGCGCACUCCUUCUGGGACAGUAACGUACACCCGACGUUGCCUGGGAUCUCGCGUACCCGACUGGGCGGAAAGCUCACGAUCGUUUGACCAAUUGCGCGUCCAUAUUAGUGCGAAAAGCACCAUCGAAGACGCGGGCCCGAAUACACUUCAGAUCGACUUUGCCAACCAAUUCCUCGGUGGUGGUGUCUUGCGGACCGGUUGUGUACAGGAGGAGAUUAUGUUUGUUCUACGACCAGAGCUGUUGGCCACUUGCCUGUUUGUGGAACGGUUGGGAGCAGAAGAGACUGUGAUUGUUGAAGGUGCCGAAACUUACUCAACCUCCGCGGGAUACGCCGAUACCUUCCGGUGGACUGGCGACUUUCAGGAGUCAUCUUCGGGCACUGAACGUGAUGAAUGGGGACGGUGGAGAUCCGUAGUGGCUGCUAUGGAUGCCACCAACUUUCGAUUUGCUAAGGGCCAGUUCCGACCCGAACGAAUCCUCAGGGAAUUGAACAAGGCUUAUUGCGCAUUCACAGAUGACCUUGCGCCACGUCGCAAGUUACCACCAAUUGUUUCUACCGGCAACUGGGGUUGCGGAGCUUUCCGAGGGAACUUGGACUUGAAAGGUCUCAUCCAGAUGAUCGCUUGUCUUCAAGCCGGAAAGUCAUUGGUGUACUCAACGUUCGGCGAUCAGGCGUUUUGUAAUCGUCUGUAUGACAUAUAUCAGUUCUUGUCUUCUCGUAAAGUCACCAUCGGCCGCCUGUGGAAUAUCCUUACGACGCUGGACGAAUCGGUACAUGCAGAACCGUCUUCUUUUUUCGACCAUCUGAAGAGCCGUCUCUCUUGUUCAUCAUCAUUGGAGCAACAGGACCCCCUAACACCGACAGAAUGAGAUUUUCUUCAUUAUCAUCGUAUCUUCUCCCUAUUUUGAUAUCUCUGACGAAACCUUGCCUGCGCCGAACAUGUUCUAUCUUCAAACACAGAAAUUGCUGUUUAUCA